AUGGAAGACGUGUACAUUCUCUCAGCGCUGCGAACGCCGAUCGGCUCAUUUCAAGGCGCGCUCAAGUCGCAGACGGCUACGGACCUUGGCGCGACUGCUGCAUCUGCGGCCAUCGAGCGCGCAAAGCUCGCGCCGUCCGAUAUUGAGGAGGCGUACGUCGGCAAUGUCCUGCAGGCCAAUGUCGGCCAGGCACCCGCGCGUCAGGUCGUGCUGCGUGCCAAGUGUCCCGACACUACCGAGGCGACUACAGUGAACAAGGUGUGUGCGAGUGGCAUGAAGUCUGUCGCGCUUGCCGCGCAGCAAAUCCAGCUGGGCGUGCGCUCGAUUAUGCUCGCUGGCGGCAUGGAGAGCAUGAGCAAAGCGCCCUUCUUUUUGCCCCGCGACGGACUCUCGUUCGGUGACGCAACGGCCAAAGAUGCGAUCCUGCGCGAUGGGCUCAGCGACGCAAUGAAUCACGAGUCGAUGGGCGUCUGUGCAGAGCACAUUGCAAAAGUGCGCGACAUUUCGCGCGAAGUGCAAGAUGCGUACGCGAUUUCUUCCUAUGAGCGUGCCGCUGCGGCAUGGGAGCGCGGCGCAUUUCGUGAUGAGAUUGUGCCUGUCACGAUCCACGAUGCGCGUCGUGGCGAUACGGUCGUCGACGAGGACGAGGAGUACAAACGGCUCAAGAAAGAAAAGGUGUCGACGCUGCGCCCCGCUUUUGACAAGAAUGGGACAGUGACCGCAGCAAAUGCAAGCUCGAUCAAUGAUGGUGCUGCGGCUAUAGUGCUUGCGAGUGGGCGCAUUGUGAGCCAACGCAAUAUCGCGCCGCUUGCGCGCGUCGUCGCCACCGCCGAUGCUGCCUGCGCGCCGAUCGAUUUCCCGACCGCGCCUGCGCUGGCGAUCCCAAUUGCAUUAGAACGUGCGGGACUCUCAAAUAACCAGAUCGCCCUGUGGGAGAUCAACGAGGCGUUUGCCGUGGUCGCGAUCGCGAACACGCAAAUUCUCGAACUCGACCCGAGCAAGGUGAACACGCUCGGUGGCGCUGUCGCCCUGGGGCAUCCUAUUGGGUGCUCCGGUGCACGUAUCGUGUGUACGCUUGCACACGCCCUCAAGCCGGGCGAGUAUGGCGUCGCGGCCGUUUGCAACGGCGGCGGCGGUGCCUCGGCCAUCGUGCUCGAGCGUCUGUAA
Molecule: messenger RNA, 1167 nt
Organism: Malassezia vespertilionis
Lineage: Eukaryota; Fungi; Basidiomycota; Malasseziomycetes; Malasseziales; Malasseziaceae
Product: acetyl-CoA C-acetyltransferase
Exons: 1
Coding region: 1-1167 (388 amino acids)
Biological process (GO): fatty acid beta-oxidation
Molecular function (GO): acetyl-CoA C-acetyltransferase activity
Source: RefSeq, a predicted model, not a curated record